Owenia fusiformis is the source of this 1660-nucleotide messenger RNA. Lineage: Eukaryota; Metazoa; Annelida; Polychaeta; Sabellida; Oweniidae. The record is from the annotation of a GenBank genome assembly.
CCUUUGUAACGUUGAAAUAAGGGAAAAUAUAUCGAAAUUUGUCAGAAACAGAAAUUUGAAAAGUAUUUCCGGUUUCACUUUCUAUAUUAUAAAAUGUUAAACUUCAAAAACUUAUAUUACAGCGAAAAUAAUGAACUAAUUUCAAUUAAACCACUUAGCCAAUAAUUUAACUAUUUAAGAGAAUCAAAUUUAAAUAAAUAAAUUGUGUAACUAAUUCUUUAUUCAAAAUCCAUUUUAAAUCAAUGAUCAUGUGACUGAUCCCGGAAGUAAACAACAAAACAAAAUGUAUGGAAAAAUUGUGCUUAUUCUUUGUGGUCUUUGUGUGCUUACAGCUAAUAUACAUUGCAAAUAUCAACCAAAUUGGGAGUCUUUAGAUAGUAGACCACUACCUGCAUGGUACGAUGAGGCUAAGUUUGGAAUCUUCAUCCACUGGGGAGUAUUCUCAGUGCCUAGUUUUCACACUGAAUGGUUUUGGCAUGAAUGGCACUAUAACAAAACUGAAUUUGUGAACUUUAUGAAAAAGAACUAUCCUCCGGGUUUCACUUAUGCUGACUUUGCACCUAUGUUUACUGCAGAAUUCUAUAAUCCCGAUUCUUGGGCAAAAGUUCUGGAAAAUUCUGGUGCCAAAUAUGUUGUCCUGGUUACAAAACACCAUGAGGGGUUCACAAAUUGGCCAUCGAAAGCCUCGUGGAAUUGGAAUGCUAUGGACGUUGGUCCACAUAGAGAUCUUGUUGGUGAUCUUGCAACUGCUGUAAGGAAACAUGCACCAAAUGUUCACUUUGGUGUGUACCAUUCAAUGAUGGACUGGUUUAACCCUCUCUAUCUGCAAGACAAAGCAAAUAACUUUACAACGCAAGAAUUUGUCAAGAAUAAAUGUAUGCCUGAAUUAUAUGAGCUGAUUAAUAACUACAAGCCAGAUGUGUUAUGGUCUGAUGGGGAUUGGGAAACCACAUACAAAUAUUGGAAUGCUACAGAGUUCAUAGCUUGGCUGUAUAACGAAAGUCCAGUAAAAGACACAAUUGCGAUAAAUGACCGUUGGGGAAACGAUGCAAGGUGUAAGCAUGGAGGAUUCCUGAACUGUAAUGAUAAGUACAAUCCAGGUGUCCUGCAGAAACGCAAAUGGGAAAACUGUAUGUCUAUUGAUCGUGGAUCGUGGGGAUAUAGGCGUGAUGCUAAUCUUGAGGAUUACUACAACACAAGCUCAUUGGUUGCAAUUCUUGCUGAGACUGUCAGCACAGGUGGAAAUCUCCUCAUGAACAUAGGACCUACUCAUGAUGGCCGCAUAUUACCAAUUUUCCAACAACGUCUUAAAGAUAUGGGUGAAUGGCUCAAAGUGAAUGGAGAGGCUAUUUACAAAACAAGACCAUGGAGCCAUCAGAAUGACACCAUUACCCCAGCUGUAUGGUACACCAGUAAACCUGAUCAAGGUGGGACCAUCAAUGUGUAUGCUAUUGUAUUGAAUUGGCCUAAGACUAAUACAUUGAUCCUUGGAGCUCCUCUCUCAACAUCUUCAACCAAAGUGUCCCUUUUGGGAUAUGCUGGGUAUUUCAGCUAUGUACCUCUAUCUCAAGGAAUCAGGAUUGACAUUCCAUCCAUACCCUUCAACCAGAUGCCUUGCCAAUGGGCUUGGGUGUUUAAGAUAAAAUACUUAAAAAAUUAA